CGACACUGGCAUUUCCAGCAAAAACCGUCCCAUUUCGUGGGGAAGGAACACCGAAGAUCUCAUUUCUUUGGAAUCUCUAUCUCUUUCUCUGAAUCAUAACACAAAAGAAUCCAAAGAUGCAUCGAUCAUCAAGCAGUUCUAGAGUCUCAAACGAACUCUUCAUCAACUCAUCAUCACCAUCCCAAUCACAGAGUUCGAAUCAACAAAGCUCACAGACUGUUCCCCUGAACCUGCAACAACUGCCCACAUGCAAUCCCCUCUCACACGCCGCAAAGAAAGAAAGGUCCCGUCUUAGAUCUGCCGAGAACUCGAUCCACAUCAUCCCUCUCCUUCUCGUUCUUUGUGCUAUCAUUCUUUCGUUCUUUGUGCUAUCAUUCUUUGGUUCUUUUCCAGCCCAGAAUCAAAGGUUUGAAGAUUGCUUGCAAAAUCAAGAGUCUUCGCCUCUUUGGUGCGAGGAAUUUCUUGCUUCAAAAUUGGAGCUGGAGGACUUCAAUUCCCCACAAAACAACUGGUGUACAUAACCUGUGAGAUUAUCGAAGAAUGGGUGUAACUCACUCAGUCACUUGUCCGAAUAAAUAAGGAGAUAUUCAUUUGCUUCUGAAAAACCACUCUAAAUUUUGUAGAAUGUAGAUGAUUUAUAUUACAUAUAUACUAGAUGAUAAUUUAAUGGGCUCACAAGGCAGAAGAGAGCUAUUUUCUUUUGGAUGAUUAUGAUUGUCAUCUUUUACGAUACAUAAAAUGGUUUUUACAUUUGGGUUGAAUGCUUUAAGUUAUCUUGGAUUGAAGGGUAACAUGACAUGAGUGCAAUUUUGAGAAACAUCUUUUUAUUCAAUCAUGCUGUUCAUGCAUUUGUUUACCAUUAAGAUAUGAACUUUGAUUAUUUCCCAACAAGAUUUCAUCCGAGAAACCUACUCCUUGUCCAGUUCAACCUUUACACCAUUCAUGGUAAUAAGACUUCAGAGCAUUUUCUUUGAAAUUGGAAUAGAUUGCAUAUCUUGAACCU
Durio zibethinus is the source of this 1003-nucleotide messenger RNA. The record is from RefSeq and is a predicted model, not a curated record. Lineage: Eukaryota; Viridiplantae; Streptophyta; Magnoliopsida; Malvales; Malvaceae.